AGAGUGUUUUCUCUCACCUUGGCAGAUCUGUCAAGGGAGACAAGCCUGGGAGCUGUUGACUUGCGCCUGUCUCCACUAGUCCAGUCCAAAGGCAGAAACCAGCUGAGUGGUGUCUGUGAGCGCGGCAGGGAGGAGGGAGCUGUGGGGCUGGAGCGCCACCAGACAGGGACGCAGGGAGGGACUCGGUCUGGGAUUUACCCCGGGACAGGCCUGUGGAGCUCGGGGAGUCGUCCCUGCGCGGGCGCUCAGGGCGGUGCCCGCGGUGCGGCGUGGGCCGGAUCGCGACCCCAGUCCCUCCCCGGGGCCGAGUCGCAGCGGCGCGCGCGCCGCCCACGCGCGAUCGUCGCUAUCGCGGCGGCCCGGCUGGCCCGGCCUCGUAGCGCGGGGACCCUGCCAGCCAUGGCCCAGAUCAGCGACCAGACUCUGCCCGGGCCCGAGACCACAGUGCAGAUCCGUGUCGCCAUCCAGGAGGCCGAGGACGUGGAGGAUCUGGAGGAGGACGACGAAGGGACCUCGGCGCAGGCAGCGGGGGACCCAGCCCGGUACCUCAGUCCUGGCUGGGGCAGCGCCAGCGAGGAGGAGCCAAGCCGCGGGCACAGCAGUGCCACGACAAGUGGAGGUGAGAAUGAGCGCGAGGAGCUGGAGCCGGAGUGGAAGCCCCCAGAUGAGGAGCUCAUUAGGAAGCUGGUGGAUCAGAUUGAGUUCUACUUUUCGGAUGAGAACCUGGAGAAGGAUGCCUUCCUGCUCAAGCACGUGCGGAGGAACAAGCUGGGCUAUGUGAGCGUCAAGCUGCUCACCUCCUUCAAAAAGGUCAAACACCUCACGCGGGACUGGAGAACCACAGCACAUGCCUUGAAGUAUUCGGUCACCCUGGAACUGAAUGAAGACCACCGAAAAGUUAGGAGGACCACCCCUGUGCCACUGUUCCCCAAUGAGAACCUCCCGAGCAAGAUGCUGCUGGUGUAUGAUCUACACCUGUCCCCCAAGCUAUGGGCCCUGGCCACGCCCCAGAAGAACGGAAGGGUGCAGGAGAAGGUGAUGGAGCACCUGCUCAAGCUCUUUGGGACUUUCGGAGUCAUCACAUCGGUACGGAUCCUCAAACCUGGCAGAGAGCUGCCUCCUGACAUCCGGAGGAUCAGCAGCCGAUACAGCCAGGUGGGGACCCAAGAGUGUGCCAUUGUGGAGUUCGAAGAGGUGGAGGCCGCCAUUAAAGCCCAUGAAUUCAUGGUCAGUGAAUCGCAGGGCAGGGACAACAUGAAGGCUGUCUUGAUCGGGAUGAAGCCGCCCAAAAAGAAACCCCUCAAAGACAAGAACCACGAUGAUGAGCCCACUGCUGGUACCCACCUAAGCCGGUCCCUAAACAAGAGAGUGGAGGAGCUGCAGUACAUGGGGGAUGAGUCUUCCGCCAACAGUUCCUCCGAUCCUGAGAGCAAUCCCACCUCUCCUAUGGCUGGCCGGCGGCAUAUGGCCGCCAACAAGCUCAGCCCUUCUGGCCACCAGAAUAUCUUCCUGAGUCCAAAUGCCUCCCCAUGCUCAAGCCCUUGGAGCAGCCCCUUGGCCCAGCGCAAGGGUGUCUCCAGAAAAUCUCCCCUGGCUGAGGAAGGCAGACUAAACUUCAGCACCAGCCCCGAGAUCUUCCGGAAAUGCAUGGAUUACUCUUCGGACAGCAGUGUCACUCCCUCAGGCAGUCCCUGGGUUCGCAGAAGGCGCCAAGCUGAGAUGGGGACACAAGAGAAAAGUCCCGGGGCAAGUCCCCUGCUGUCUCGAAGGGUGCAGACUGCAGAUGGGUUACCUGUAGGGGUGCUGAGGUGGCCCCGAGGCCCCGACAACACUAGGGGCUUCCAUGGUGGACAUGAGAGAAACCGAGCCUGUAUAUAAUACCUUCUAUUUUUAAUACCGGCUCCGCUAAAAACAAACUUUGUUUUCAAGGUCUUCACAAGUAGCUAGCAUGACAGAGAAUGGAACUCGGUUUUUGUACCCGUGUAGACCUCGUAAUUUAUAUAUUUGUAAGGUAUACAAAUUGUGAUGUGUGCCAUGGUUUUAAGAUCAUCUUCUGGCUGGGGCUUCUCGCUCCCAGCAUGGCCGCUGUUUCGACAAUGCCUGACAUGUGUUGAGUAUGAUGGCUCUGAAGGGCUGUGGGGACACGGGCUCUCUGGGAAAAUGUGGUAGUGGGUUUGUCUGCCGGGACUGGCUUUUUCCUGCAAUGACUGAGCUGUCUGUCCUUGUCGGACCAUGCAAGGGCUCCUGAGACCUCGAAGGAGUUUUUGCUCAAUGGCAAAUCCUUCAGCCAAUAGCAUGGUGUCUUAUAGGACUGUCUAUUCCCUGUGAAGUGAAUAAAUAAUUAAACACC
Messenger RNA from Microtus ochrogaster (prairie vole), 2350 nucleotides. RefSeq names its product La ribonucleoprotein 6, translational regulator (gene Larp6). Gene Ontology annotation, cellular component: nucleus; ribonucleoprotein complex. NCBI's taxonomy places the organism in Eukaryota, Metazoa, Chordata, Mammalia, Rodentia, Cricetidae. Gene Ontology annotation, molecular function: mRNA binding. Gene Ontology annotation, biological process: RNA processing. The record is from RefSeq and is a predicted model, not a curated record.